GGAAACGGUUGACACGUCUCGCGCAUUGUGAUUGGCCAACGCGUUGCAAACUCUUGGAGGCGCACCAUUGUUAAUCACUCGUAGUUCUGUUUGACGCCUCAUUACAUUGAUAGAAAACAUAUUUUGCACAAGCUUUUGGUGGGCAGAUUAUGUACGGUAAAUUCUAUCCGCCCCGAGCAGAAGCAGCCCCUCAUCGGUUGAAAAGAGCCUUAUUAGUCGGAAGUGUUGUUUUUUUGAUAGCGAUGCGACCGUAAGGCGUGCAUUUCUUCAAGUUAGUCGCUCGAGAACCAGCAAAGUUUAAUUCCUGCCCAAAAAGCCUCCUCCCUAAGACUAUUGCAGGCUCUCUUGGUCCACUGAGCUCGAGGCUCAUAAGGAAAAGAAUCAUGCUUUUGCUGAUUUAAUUAGAAAAUUCUCACACUACGUUGCCUUAUUCACGUUUUAGCGCAUCUAUAAAAAAACGGAAACGUUUGCACGUAUGUAGACAGUAAAUGGUGCGCAUUGUACACGUUUUUCAUCGAGUUAUUUAUUCCACAGUGUUUUGAUCUAUGCCCCAAUCAAACAACACGGUCACGCGCAUGGGAACCAAUACAAUUUCAGAAGCUGCGAAAGUGUCGACUUUCCUCAUAAUUUAUGCAUGCCUUCAUGGAGUGAGGUCAAGUCUCCCGUCUAAACACACUUGUAAGCCUGGUAGCCCAAUGUUGUGAAACAGAACGUAGUUGUAGCAGAAUGAUUGACCUCGCUAUCAUGCUAAAAACCACUGUUGCAUGAGCGCUACAAAUAAUUGCGUAGGCAAGGCGGGAGGCACGUUCAGUCAAUCAACUUUGCCUACAUCUUAUUUACAGCAACUUUUGGGAACAUGCUUCGGUGAAGUUUGACACAUCUUUGUGGCAAAUGUUUCCUGGCUUGGUGGAUAGCUAAAAACAAGGUAUUGAUCGUCAGUCCGAAUAUUGAGGUCACUCUUGAAAGUAAUGCGCAUGUGCUAGCAUCAAAGGUAGUACAAGGUAGUUUUCGAAUAUGCCCCAAACGCCAUUUCAGUGAUCGACAUUUAUAUCGUCUGUGGCAUUCGUCCAAAUCAUUGAGUGACAACUGACUUUGUUGAAACAGCAAAAUGCAGUUCUGCGGCAGGAGCAUUGCAGUCGUAACGGAACCAAAAAACUGGACGAUGUAAACUUUAGUGGGUUACGUGAUAUAUCAAGGCUUCGCCACAGGUAAAGGCGGACAGUAUCGCCACCUGUUGUGUGCAGUUCGAAUCAUUUAUGUUGAUAUGCACUGCAUUACCAUGUGGAGCGGUCUGAUUAUCCGCGCGUCGCUGGUCGUACUCUCGUGGUUUACCGUGUCCCUCCGCGCUGCUACCCCGUCUUGUGGCGGGUCAUUCUCCCGCAGUGUUCCUUUGACCUGCCUAUCUCCUAACCUUGCCUUGAGCAACCACUUGCUCAAGAGCUACACCAAGAGGUCCCCGGUUGUGUGUGUGGCCGCCUGCAUCAAGGAAGACCGGUGCGUCUCCGUGAACUACGAGGGUGUGGGAGGCAUCUGCGAAUUGAACGAGAGCAGCAAGGAUGCACACCCGGCAGACAUGGAGAUAAGAGAUGGAUGGCGACACUAUGGCACAUUGCCAGGAACAGUCCCGACCAAGGAGAUAUGCCCCAUCAUAUCAACUAAGAGUCCAGAAACCACCAUGGAUACAACUACCACUCCCUCAACAACCACCCAAUCCACAACCUCCCAGCCCACGACCACUCAGGUAACAAGUCUUCAACCGUCAACCACUCGAACUACGACUAUUCAACCGACAACUACUCAACCGACAACCACUCAAACAACGACUUUUAUUCCGACCACGGCAUUAAUCACAACAGAGAAACCACCCCUUGACUGUUGGGAUAUACAUGCAACUUCACCCGAACUUUCGAGCGGUGAGUACACUGUCUAUCCAACAACGCGAGCAGGAUCUUUGCAAGUCUAUUGUGACAUGGACACCGAUGGCGGGGGGUGGACAGUAUUUCAGAGGCGAGUGUCCAACAGCCAGGAUUUCUACCAGAACUGGGCCGCCUACAAGGCAGGCUUCGGCGACCUAUCCACCAACUUCUGGCUGGGCAACGACGCUCUUCACGAGCUGACCGCGCAACGAGACUACGAGCUACGGAUCGAACUGCAGUCAUUCUCGGCGAUCUCCACCUACGCCAAGUACGGGCUGUUCCAGGUCGCUGACGAGGCCGACAAGUACCGGCUGAACCUGGGGAACUUCUACGGCUCCUACACGGCAGACGACUCACUGACCUACCACAACGGCAUGUCUUUCUCCACACUGGACCAAGACAACGACGUCGACCUGAGUCGGCACUGUGCCCAGUCCUUUCGCGGUGCCUGGUGGUAUCAGAACUGCUUCGCAUCCAACCUGAACGGGCCCUUCAUCAACACUGAGAGCGUCUCCCAAAAGGGCCAGGGUAUAAUAUGGGGGGCUUGGCUGACCAUCUACAAUUCGCUGAAAUUCGCUGAGAUGAAGUUGCGCCCCGUGUCAGCUCAAUCAGGACCUAAGGAUUGUUGGGACCACUAUACACAGGGACAGACAGUCAGUGGGUUAUACAACAUUCACGUGACGGGAAAGGUGGAGGCUUUGCAGGUGUACUGUGAUAUGGACGACGUUGGUGGAGGGUGGACAGUGAUUCAACGUCGAGUAGAUGGCUCAGGGGAUUUCUAUCUUGACUGGGCUGAUUACAAGGCAGGAUUUGGCGACCACAGUAGCGAAUUUUGGUUCGGCAAUGACAACCUCCAUCUCCUGACCAAUCAGGCCUCGUAUCAACUCACCGUGAAGCUGGAAAGAUGGAAUUCUGUGAUAAAAUAUGCAAACUAUGAACAAUUCUCAAUAGCAAACGAGACCGAUUUGUAUCGUCUGUCGGUCAGUGGUUUCUUUGGAAGUUCGGGUAUUGGUGACUCCAUGAAUUAUCACAAUGGGAUGGUUUGGUCCACACGAGAUCGCGACAAUGACAACGACGAAGUCCGCCAUUGCGCCCAGAACAAAGAGGGAGCGUGGUGGUAUGACGCAUGUGAGACGUGUAACCUGAACGGUCCUUACGUGCCCUACCCGGGCACUCUUUCGAUCGAAACAAGAGGCAGGGGGAUCGUCUGGGGUACGUGGCUAUUCCAAGAGUACUCGUUCCCGAAAGCGGAGAUGAAGGUCCGACCGACACACGUGGGUUUCUCGCUGUAGCGGAAGUGACGGCCAGUAAAGACAGCGGGCCUAAUGGGAGGGCUGUAUGUGUCGGGUGCCCAUACGUUUUUUUCUUGCCUCUGUCUUGAAUUCUGUAUUUAAUCACAUGACUGGGUGAUAAAAACGCAUAAUUAUUACAUCGUAAUAUCAUAGUCCCCUCCCCACAAUCCAAACUACAAUCCAAACCACAUUACAAGGACUGCUUAUACCAGACAACUCGUAUUCAGUGGUGUCUGUUAUACUUUCGUUGAUAAUAUUGAACUUCAGUGGAACUUAGCAGCGAAUUGGCACAAAACGCGAUCAGCUAUCGCAAAACUGUAAAUAUUUGACGAUCGAACGAUUAAAGUCCAUUUUAGGUUCAUUUAAACUUCGUUUUUAGAUAUAAGUUCCCUUACAUAUUGUCUCCCGAGAUUAAAACAAACAUGCAGGUUCUCCGUGUGAAACGGAUUUUAAAAAUAAAGAUUGUACUUUAGAGGAAACCAUGACUGCAACCAACGCAGUGAACCCAACGGCGCUGCACAUAGCCCGUCCACGUCAACGAGCCGAGCAACGGAUACAGUCUAAUUAUACAGAACCAUGCAAGCUUUCGUCAUCUGGAUAAAAUCCACGACACUUCGGGUGAAGAAAAUAUUGCAAAGAAUUCAAACCAGAGGUAUACCAAAAAUGAGUGACCGCUAUGAGGUUAGCACCCUCUAAGGGACGGCACUCCCUGGCCUCACCUCGGAUGCUAUCAGUCCCUUGGAUGUCAAACAUCGUAUCCAUCACCAGCCACCAUGCAUCACCAGUCAUUUCUUUUUUCUCAAAUUAUUAUGCAACAGUGUCUUCGUAAUUGCGUAGUGAUUAGUAUACACUAUUACUAAUACUUAUAUCUGCAUAAAAACAGAAAGAUGUAAGACAUUAGAAGAAUUACAGAUAUUAUUAAUAUAAUUAAUGAAUAAUAAUGUCCUCAUUGGGGGACUCCACGAGUGAUGGUCUGCUCUGAAGAUAGACGAGAAUUGUAAUAAACAAACUGCCUUCUUUUCAUAUGUAACUCCUAAACCAGUCCAAGGCCAACACUCGUACACCGAGAUGGUCAAGUUUAUUAAGAAGGAUAUGAUGAUUUAGAGUGUCAAAAGCCCUGGGCAGGUCCAGGAAAAUACCGAUAAUCUUGCUAAAGAUGUCGAGAAUAGCAAACUUCGUAUAGAGUGGUUAGCUCUAAAACCAUAUUGAGAUUUGGACGACAAACCGUGCUUAUCAAUAAGUGCAUGUACAUGUAAUCAAACAGUUAAAAACUAGCUUCUCCUAAAAAAAAAACAAACAAAAAAAAAAAACCCAAAAAACAGGUAGAAUAGUAGUGGGUCUUGUACUAGUUCGUGUCUACUAUACUACUCUUAUAAAUUGGAACCACUUGACCAAUUUUCAGUUCAUUAAUUGGAAAGAUCGUUCAGAGAUCGACUGGUUAAAUAGCAAAGCAAGUGGUUAAGCUGGAGCAUUCUUUUUUUAUAUAAAUUAAUCAAACAAUGAAGUAACCCAAGCCAUCCCAGCCUUGGGCUUUACCAGGAUGGGAUUACAUUCCGAUACAUUCAGUUUCAGCUUGCGUAUCGGGAUUUAAAGAUAAAGAAUGUGGACAUCUGUCUCUGAGGAAGGAGUGAUGAGAACAUAUAUCGGGGACCCUCAGUGAAUCGAGGACCAUUGCACUUCAUUCUUCAAGGUUCCCGAUUGCAAAAACAAACCCACAAAAUGUAGACCUCUCCCUUUCCACUUAAUUCAAGCGUACCUUACGCAUUUUGAACAGUAUAGGGGAUCAGUCACAUUAGCAGUGUUCUAACACCCAAAUCAUUUUAUAUUUCCAGUAAGAACAAGCAUGCAGGCUGUAAUUUAAAUGAAAAGGUAGGUCCAUGUACGAUCUGACGAUCUUUGCAUUAAAAAUGGACAAAACAAUUUAACCUGCAAGUUUGGAUAUUAGAAUGGACAUUGAUUUUUAUCUGGAAAUAGAACCCCCGAUAUCAAUCCAGUUCGAGCCUCCGUACUGAUGCACUCGAACUUAAAGCACGGGGUAUGGAGUGCUCAAGGCAUAGAGAACGUGGAAGACAACCAGGGAAACACUGAUAACGUGACAGGACUAUGUAGCCCCCUUUGUACCGUACUCUCCCUUUUGGUAGAGAUCCUCAGUAUCAAAUGGUCAGUCUUGUUGCGGUUCAAUAUGGAAUAUGCCUGGCUAGUUAUCUUUUAAAAAAUCGCUUUCCUUUAAAAUUUAGAAUGGUAUGAAAUCUGAUCCUUUUCUCUUGUACUGUUGAAUAUCCACAGUCUUCACUCACUUUACGCAAUACUGUCAAUUGAGCAUUGUUCUGCCCAAUGCGCACAUGAGCCCCGUUAUUGGUUUUUUAAAGGAAAUGAAUGCUUUGGACAAGAGUGCAAGACUGUAUUUUGGUGAAAGGAGGAUGAAACACGUACUUAAAAGUACUGCAGGGACUCGCCUCAUGGGUGAGUAGGAAAGAAAUUAACAGGCAUAUUUAUUUAUCAAUAAUUAGCACCAGAACCCGAAGAAAAUAACACCAGCAAAUAAGAGUAAGGAUGGUGUGACCGUGGGUAAGGCUUUUUUUCUCUACAACAUCAUGUUGAAUGAGCCCGAAGCCGUAUUCGCUUUUGAACUUGCCUCCCCCACACCGAAAGCUAGAUACGGCGCUGUACAUCAGUAUUAUAAUGUCUAAAGGCAGCCUUUGUAAAAAAAGAAUCUGACCUUUAAGUUAAGGGUAAUGAUCUUUAGACUGAAUGAAACUUUCUCCCAAGCGUCUGUGGAUACCCACCAACGGGCAAUGUGGACGGAUACUGAAAGUUGUUGAAGUAAGUUUAAAAUCACACUUGUCUCAGUAGAAGGCCUGAAAGACUUUCAUUUCCCUAAUUUUGAGAAAUGGGGU
This is a messenger RNA of Acanthaster planci (crown-of-thorns starfish), 6105 nucleotides long. RefSeq lists its product as uncharacterized. The record is from RefSeq and is a predicted model, not a curated record. Lineage: Eukaryota; Metazoa; Echinodermata; Asteroidea; Valvatida; Acanthasteridae.